This is a messenger RNA of Schistocerca piceifrons (Central American locust), 2426 nucleotides long. It is a transcript of the gene beta4GalT7, whose product is annotated as beta-1,4-galactosyltransferase 7. Gene Ontology annotation, molecular function: xylosylprotein 4-beta-galactosyltransferase activity. The coding region runs from base 258 to 1226 and encodes 322 amino acids. The transcript is spliced from 5 exons. The record is from RefSeq and is a predicted model, not a curated record. Lineage: Eukaryota; Metazoa; Arthropoda; Insecta; Orthoptera; Acrididae. Gene Ontology annotation, biological process: proteoglycan biosynthetic process; carbohydrate metabolic process.
CUUGCAGACGGAUGUCGGGCGUGAAUUUGAAAGCUGUGGAGGCAAUGGUGUUACGAAUUAAUAGAAUAGUUUGUUUGAAUUGGACAUUGGGCACAAGAAAAGUUAACGAUAUGUUUUGCAAGAGCUAUGUUGAGAAGUGUUCGUCAUACAAAUCUGAAUUAGACAAAUGGUGUAUAAUCAUUCAGCAGACAAUCCUUCUUUAAAUGACUGUCUCGCAAUGUUUCGUACUCCUGCUUGUUAUUAAUGCAUGAUGUAAGAUGGGUGUGUAUCUGGGACUUCUUUUGUGGAGAACUAAGUGUCUGGUGUUGUGUAUAUUCAUGACAUUCAUGCUUGGAUGCUUUAUUGCUUUGACACCAAUUACUUCGGAUGUCUGUGACUGUGCGGAUAAACAAUCAAGUGAUUUAACGGAACGGAAAACCGAAGAACAAACGUAUCAGACAGAGGGUGACAAAGCUAAACAUAAACUAGCGGUGCUAGUUCCUUUUAGGGACCGUUUUGACGAACUUUUGGAAUUUGCCCCUCAUAUGCACAAGUUUUUGAAAAAGCAGAAUAUAAAUCAUCAAAUAUUUGUAUUAAAUCAGAUCGACAGUUACCGAUUCAACCGUGCAGCGUUGAUCAACGUUGGAUUCCGAGAAGUGUGCCCAGAAUGUGACUACAUUGCAAUGCAUGACGUUGAUCUUCUCCCACUUAAUUCACAACUGUCAUACGGAUAUCCAGAGAGUGGUCCAUUUCAUGUGGCAUCUCCACAGCUGCAUCCACGCUACAACUACUCAACAUUUGUUGGAGGAAUAUUGCUAAUUAAGAGGGAGGAUUUCCAAAAAGUCAAUGGAAUGAGCAAUAAAUAUUGGGGCUGGGGUUUGGAAGAUGAUGAAUUUUAUGUUCGCCUAAAAGAAGCCAAGCUUCAGAUAUCUCGUCCUCAAAAUAUUACUACAGGAAAAAACAAUACAUUUAGGCACAUGCAUGAUCGUGUAAGACGGAAACGUGAUAUGACCAAAUGCUUCAAUCAGAUUCAGGUGACACGGCACCGUGAUUUGGAGACUGGCAUGAAUACUGUUUCAUAUAAACUUGCAGAAGUAAGACAGAUGAGUAUCGAUGAUGCUCCAGUUACAGUUCUGAAUGUGAAGCUCCACUGUGAUAAGCUACUGACUCCAUGGUGUGAGUGUGGUUCAAACAAUCCCUCAGUACAACGAACUGCGACAGCCAGCAAGCUGAAGAAAUCUGGAUAGUAAAAUGCUAAAGUACAAAUAUGUUGACAUUGUUUUCAGUACAGUAUUAUAUAACAUUUUGUAAUAGUGAGUUGACAAUAGUCAUUUUGUGUUAAGAUUGGAACAGGCGUAAUAUGAAGGUGUUUUGUAUUGUACUUUUUGUAUUGUUUACUACCUAGAAGUAUGCUACUUUAUAUUGUGUACCACAUGUUUAUUUUCUGUUAAUUUUUCAUAUAAUGUUUUACACUUCUAAAUACAUGUAAUGUUACCUUUGCACACAAAUAUAAUGUGCAUCAGAAGCUUUAAACAUAAUGUUCAUUGUAUUUGUUGCUACUUUGAUGUUGUACUCUGCAUAUUUUAAGAGAUUGAUAGGUAGAGAAAUAUGCUGUAUGAUAAAUGUGUUACCUUUUUAUAAUUACCCUUUCUGUUUUGUUUGUGCCAAUUUAAAAAUUUGUGGAAUGUGUUUUAGACAUAGGUGCAAUGCCACUUUUUGUCCAUAUGGCCUUUCUUUCACGUGAAGUUUUGAAAGAGGACAUUAAACAAUUAACAUGUGAAAGUAAGAAAAAUGAAUGUUUAAUGUGUUAAAUAAGGUGUCCUGGUGCAUAAUAUUUCUGGAAGUAGACCGGAAAUUGUUAUUCAAAGGAGCAACGUCAUAUUUCAAUAGUACCUGAACACAGAGCAGUAGACACUCAGCUUUUUUAUCAGAUGUAGCUGCUGUGUUGUCAAGUGUUCUCAUGAUGAUACAGUGAAUUGAAUAAUUCUGUUUGUCGUGUGACUGUGAUGUUGUCAUGCCUUGUACUGGUUGUUGAUAUGACAGUCAGGUGCUCAAUGGGCAGGAUGAAUAGUAUCAGCGCAGUUAGAUUGUGUGUGUCAGACACAAAGAACAUUCUAUAUUAGAAAUGCAGGCGCUGGGCUUUUGACAUGCCACUGAGUCAAGGAUGUACAGAGAGUGCCUCACUUUCGCAGGUGGGUGAUGGAUGAAACGAUGUGUUGAUGGCUGAAUUGCUGUCAACAUAUACAGAUAGUAAUACAGAACAGAAGCCAUAAUGAACAAAAUCUCUUGCCAACUACCACUGGCCAGCACCAAAAUCAUCCACUAGUUUGGUGAGACACUGUGCUGCACCAUUACCUCAGCUAACCACAAGGCACUGAGAUUAGUGUAGGCACAGAAACAUAACAUAAAGGACUUGAAAAUUGGAGAAAGGCCACCUGGUGGGUGAU